AUGCGGAGAGAUGCAGUUCGAACUUUUGCGCAGUAUAUGACAAAGUUGGAGGGAGAGCUGCUGGCGAAAAACGGAAACGUCAGUCCUCCGAAAGACUAUGAAGAAGCUUGGUACAGAGCUUAUGCAGCAUCGCGAAACGCCUGCUUCCGCUAUACAAAAAGUACAGAAUCCACUUGCGUUUACUGUAAGUAUUGAAAAAGGCAAAAUCGUCCUGGCACAGAUUCUGCAGAUGAAUAGAAUCCUUGUACUUCGUAAAAAUAGAUCAUGCCAGAGCUGUUUCAUCUAGUGCUCCUGCUCAUAGUACUAGCGCCUUUAUUUCAUGAAAUGCAUAUGCAUUUUGCAAGUACUAGAUGCGUCGAGCAAAAUAUGUGUCGACUUUUUUUUUUACGAGUGGAACCGGAAGUGGUGGAGAAUCUGGCUCUAUGCAAAUGUAGAUCAUGUACUUGUACAUGCUACCCGUGAUUCUGUAAGUGUAACGUAUGAGGAUGCAUGAUCGCCUUUCGCGCUGGAUAAAUGACUGCGUGCUAAUGAAGAGUGCUUUAGACAGUUGGUCGAUCAAAAGUUGCGAAUUGAAGAGCUGGAACACUCGGACAAAAGUAGCGGGUCUGGAGCCGGCACAAAGUUGGAGGAAGGGCUGCAGGCGAAAAACCAAAUGCCAGUAGUUGUAAUACCAGGAAAAGUCGUUCCUCAGGAUUAUGAAGAAAAUUGUCAUCGAGCUUAUGCAGCAUCGCGAAACGCCUGCUUCCGCUAUACAAAAAGUACAGAAUCCACUUGCGUUUACUGUAAGUAUUGAAAAAGGCAAAAUCGUCCUGGCACAGAUUCUGUAGAUGAAUAGAAUCCUUGUACUCGUAAAAAUAGAUCAUGCCAGAGCUGUUUCAUCUAGUGCUCCUGCUCAUAGUACUAGCGCCUUUUCAUGAAAUGCAUAUGCAUUUUGCAAGUACUAGAUGCGUCGAGCAAAAUAUGUGUCGACUUUUUUUUUUUACGAGUGGAACCGGAAGUGGUGGAGAAUCUGGCUCUAUGCAAAUGUAGAUGUACUUGUACAUGCUACCCGUGAUUCUGUAACGUAUGAGGAUGCAUGAUCGCCUUUCGCGCUGGAUAAAUCACUGCAUCACAAUGAAGAGUUGAAGCAUCACUAUGAAGAGUUGAAGUAUCACAAUGAAGAGUUGAAAAGCCUGCUGAACGGACAAGCGUUGCCGCGAAUCGAAGAGCUGGAACACGCACAGAAUCGGGGAGCAGCGAAGAAGCUCAUUGCUGGUAUAAAACCGCGUACGUAUAGCAACCAGAUCUUGGCGAAGAACCCUGCGACACAAGAACAUUUUAAGCAAGUGCUGUAUGGCGCUAAACGUGAUGGACCUGGUGCUGGUAUUGUUCGCUUUCGGAUGUUUUCGGGAACGAACAUCUACCCGAAGAACGUCUGGGAAAACGACGGCCUCUACACCUGGUUCGUCGCCGACUUCUCUUACGCCGGCCAGGGCACGCCGAGCUGGAAGAUUCACGCCUCAACGUACGUCAGCGUGACGGAUUUCACGGUGAAGCACUACAACAAUGAAAAAAUAGUGUCGGUUUUUGUGUACUCAGCUGAUUAUUAUAAUCCCUGCGAGUCCGAAAAGUUCUUGGCCGGCGGCGAAAAGGCGGUGCACGACCGAGCUAUAAACGCCGGCCUAAGUAACGCUCUCUCUCCCAAAACUUCGUUUCCUAGUGAAGCUGAACAGCUUCGCGCGUGGUACGCUGAAACAUUGGCGGCCACAGUUGGGAAGAUGUUGGGAAACUUCUCGCUUCGCAUUGGGAUGACGUUGUUGGGCACUUCUCGCUUCUCGUCCUCGCUGCGUCCUGGUCACAAAUUGUGGAUCGGUGUUGUAGAAAUUUUUGCAGUUUACGACGAACUGUUCCGCCGUGCCACGGGCACGCUACCGCAGCAGGUGAAGAAUGUCGCGGAGCACCUCCACCUAAUGAGCUGGGAAGGCGCUCCUUUUCUCGCAAGGUACGACGAGAACGGGAAGAAGACGCAGGAAAAAAUUGCCGAGAUUGAAUGCCUCAUAUAUGUUUUGGGCACAGUCUCGAAUGCGUUUACGGACUCAUUUGAGUCACGUUCUGAACAAGGAAAACGUCAGAAAGAAAAAAAAGGUAUUGCUAUUCCGGACGGACGAGUCUUUUUGGACGAGGAUACACCCCGUUUCGCGGCGCCCUGGUCGGACCAUGCGAGUAAAAUUCCCUGCUGAAGUGCGUCCCGACUUGACAAUGAGGAGAUGUUUCACACAGAGCCUUCAAAAGUGCUACAAUACCAAAAGUGGUUUCAGCUACGCUACACUUUUGAAGACACUUCCGCUUUUGUUCUCUGGGAUUUUACAAAGCAACAUCCCAGAAGGGUGCAAGUACGAUAUAAUACUUGCAAGUAGCAGUAGCAGAUCUAUAUAUAUCUUUAUUUUAUAAUACUUAUUUUGAAUUUGAGUGUUCGCGUUGCGUUCUCUUUUGCGCCACGUGUACUGCCUACUUGUUCGUCCUCUUUGGGCCCACAAUGAUUUUUUUUUUGCGCAAGCCCACUGCACGGGCGACUGUCAUUUGAUGUUGGCUUAUUGUGAUUUGAAUGAAAUUCUGUUCCUGCUUUAGUCCCAACAAACAACAAAAAGAAAGACGCAACGCUUCAUGAUGCACCACCACGUAGCUUUAAAAAGUUCGAGAAUGCUUGUAUUCGCCAAAAUAAAAUUUAUUUCUUGUUGACCGGUCCCGAUGGAUGUUGUGGAAGAUGAUACCUGAAAAUAUAUUUCACGUUGCAAAUGCAGACUUCAGCUGUACUAGCGAGGGAGUUUUCUUUGCGGUUCUUCCUUGAUA
Amoebophrya sp. A120 is the source of this 2829-nucleotide messenger RNA. Lineage: Eukaryota; Dinophyceae; Syndiniales; Amoebophryaceae. The record is from the annotation of a GenBank genome assembly.